Messenger RNA from Lytechinus variegatus (green sea urchin), 1969 nucleotides. RefSeq lists its product as uncharacterized. Bases 136 to 1497 code for a protein of 453 amino acids. NCBI's taxonomy places the organism in Eukaryota, Metazoa, Echinodermata, Echinoidea, Temnopleuroida, Toxopneustidae. The record is from RefSeq and is a predicted model, not a curated record. The transcript has a single exon. Gene Ontology annotation, molecular function: protein binding. Gene Ontology annotation, biological process: protein homooligomerization.
GCCUUUUUCUUAUUAUACCUCCGGAAAAGACUACGAGCCAAUUCGAGUCUGAGUCAUUCACAGUUCGAGCGCUUCAUCACGAAAUUUACGCAUUUAUUAACAUGACAUUGCGUUUCAUUCGGUGAUGGUGAGAAGAUGUGGAAUGGAUGCCAGCCCCGAUAUCCGACACGACACGAACAUCACUCAAUGAUGAACCCUAUCAAGGAUUUUAAGGAGUAUAUUGGUUUAAAUGUGGGUGGAAAGAUCUACCAAACGUCCCGGUCCACCCUACUGCGGUAUCCAAACACCUUCUUUGAUUCACUGUUCGAAGGUAGCGCCGAUCAUCCGAAGGAUGAACAGGGGAACCUGUUGCUUGAUCGAGAUGGUGAGACAUUUCGCCAUAUCCUCAACUUCUUGAGGUACGGGAGGGUAGUGAUCCCGGAGGAGUUCGAUGAUUUUCACCUUCUUGAACGUGAGGCUGAUUUUCUGUCGCUUGGGGAACUCAAGAUGGCGUUGACAGACAUGAAGAGAUCCAGGGGAGACGUAGGGUUGAACGUUGGUGGUAAGAUAUACAGGGCAUCGAUGAGGACUUUAACGAGCGUCCCGAAAAGCUUCUUCCAGGAGAUGCUACAAAGUGACCAUCCUGUCAAAGAUGACCUAGGAAAUUACCUCAUCGACCAAGAUGGUGAGGUAUUCCGUCACGUUCUCAACUUCCUGAAGUCAGGGGAGCUCGUGCUACCAGAGGGGUUCAAGGAAUUCGAUUUACUUGAACAGGAGGCCAGAUCCUUUAGGUUGGACGACCUUCAGAAAAUGGUUCGGGCAAGACGUGUCAGAACAGUCGGUUUUGUAAUCAACGGUCAGGUAUUCACAUUGCAUCGGGAGGACGUGCUGAGAGAGAAGGAUUCACUCUUUGCCACCAUCAUGAGCGGUGAGUUCACAGUCCCCAAUGAUCAUCAGGGAAACUACAUCAUAGAGAGACCUGUUGAUGCUGUACAUUACUUAAUUCACUACAUCAAACAUGGUGGAAUAUUCAAAGACAUGACUCAUAAGGACGUGGCGCGUCUUAAGAAAGAAGCUGAAAUCUUCAGGCUGCAUGGACUAACGACGUUGCAUCUGAAAGGCGUUGAGGCUGCCCAAGGGAAUGUUAAAGAAAAAAACUUAUUCCUUUACAUAAUCUUUGAUCAUCGUCAUGACCAUCACUACAUUUACAGUGACCAGGAACCCUGCGUUGCUUACAUCAACAAAUCGCCAGCUUUCUUCACUACUAACACCGAAGGGCAACUCCUUCGUGAUGUCUUUCUCGAUGGCAUGAUUACCCUAUGUACUGUAGGUAGUAGCAGCGUGUCCACUGGCAAGGUAGAUGUGCAGAAGAUAAAGUCACAGGGAAAUGGGAGGAUCGGAUUGGAUGACUUUGCUGCAUACUUUUCAACAAAUAUGCCUGGAAGUAGCGUCGAUACGAUAGGAACUUGUGGUUAUUUUAGUUUGCUAAAGGUCGUAGUUCCUCUAACCUUCCCGUAAAAUUUUGUGACUAUAAUGUUCCUCUUUAUUUCUCUGUACCUAUACUACUCACUAUGUUUUUCUUCCUGCUCUCCCGAUCUCCUUCGUACUUCCCCUGUCUAUUUCGAUCUACAAAUGUAAUUGUCUUUGUUCGUUUUCCCAUCUUGCUAUAUCACUAGUAUUUUUCAUCAUAUCCAUGACGAUGCUGAUGUCGUUACUAGGAUCCAGGAAUUUCGUCUCCUAAUUUCGUUUGUGUAAAUGUGCCCCGAAGAUAACUGUUGUCUUUGAACUAUUUAAGUACUACUCGAGAGAGCCCAUGGGAUAUAGCUCUGUUUCCCUUGACAAAUUUAGUAGUACCAGCAAACUAAUGCCCAUCGUCCAUGAGAACUAUCAAGUACAUGUAUAUAUAUUUAUAUUAUAUCAUGGUAAACAUAUUUUUCGUAUGUACUAGACGUAAACAUGUUAAAGGGAUGCUCCGGGCUGAAAACUGAUU